Messenger RNA from Panicum hallii, 733 nucleotides. RefSeq names its product major allergen Dau c 1-like. Gene Ontology annotation, biological process: defense response; abscisic acid-activated signaling pathway. The transcript is spliced from 3 exons. Gene Ontology annotation, molecular function: protein phosphatase inhibitor activity; abscisic acid binding; signaling receptor activity. Lineage: Eukaryota; Viridiplantae; Streptophyta; Magnoliopsida; Poales; Poaceae. The record is from RefSeq and is a predicted model, not a curated record. Bases 1 to 534 code for a protein of 177 amino acids. Gene Ontology annotation, cellular component: cytoplasm; nucleus.
AUGGCGCAGCCGAGCUCGAGCGGCAGUGGCGAACUAGGGCUAGGGUUUGCGGGGGCAAAAGGUGGCAGCGCAGAGGAGUGCCCGGUGGCCGUGUCAGUCGAGCUGCUGUGGAAUGUGGUCUUCACCGGCGACGUGUCCAUCUUCACCAAGGCCUGCGUCGGCAUGGUCGACGCAGUCGAGGUCGAUGGUGACGGCGGGCCCGGGAGCGUCACCACCAUGAAGCUCAACCCAGCUGUGGGUGACGCGAAGGUGUUCAAGAUCCGGCUCCUGGCGCGCGACGCGGCGGCGCGUGUAGUGAAGUCGGAGCUGGUGGUGGAGGGCGGCGAGCUGGCCGGGCAGAUGAAGUCGCAGGUGUCCGAGGUGAAGGUGGUGCCGGCCGGUGAGGGCGCCUGCGUGGUGCACAUGACGGUGGAGUACGAGCGGGUGGACGGUGCGCCGCUGCCGCCGGCGGACGAGGCCAUGAUCGUGCAGGGCUACCUCAGCCUCAUCAAGAAGGUGGAGUACCUCGUCGCUCACCCCGGCGAGUUCGCCUGAGCUGCCGCGAGAAUGUCUCAUCGUGGUGAUCGGGCCGGAGAAAUCCGUGUUAAGUAUAUGAUGGUGAUCAUGCCAUGGGUGUGUUCUUGAUUUGGAAAUUCGAAUAACGAGAGCAAGUGAUCCUCUUCUUGGUCGGUUAAUUGUGCUAGUGGUGUGGGGGGGACAACAGUUUCAGUUUUUGUGAAAACAGUUUAUGUUU